Iphiclides podalirius (scarce swallowtail) is the source of this 1548-nucleotide messenger RNA. Lineage: Eukaryota; Metazoa; Arthropoda; Insecta; Lepidoptera; Papilionidae. The record is from the annotation of a GenBank genome assembly.
AUGGACAUACCGACGGACGUUUGGGGCCAGUUGGCCCUCGAGGCCAGUCAAGUGUAUUUGACUGAAGGAGGACAAAUUAGAAGUCCAUUCGCCGCCACGACCAUAGAGAAGCUGCCGGAUAAAGUGCUGCUCAACAUAUUCUCCUACCUGAGCCACCGCGAGAUAUGCCGCAUGGCGACAGUCAGCAAGAGAUGGCGGAUGGUGGCAUACGACACUCGUCUUUGGACGCAUGUCAGUCUGCGACCCGAGAUUUCCGGUUUGCACGUCGGUUCUCUCGAAUCGCUCUUGGCUUUAAUCUCAAUAAGAUUCGGCCCAUCGCUACGGUACAUCGAGUUGCCCAUUGAGUUGAUUACUCACACAGUACUCCACGAGCUGGCUGCGAAGUGUCCGAACUUGACUCACAUGCUCUUGGAUUUUAGUACAGCUAUGCAACUUCAUGACUUUUCGGAGAUGCAGGCGUUCCCAACGAAGCUUCGGUACCUCUGCAUCUGUCUGUCCGAAGUGAUCUUCAUGGAGGGCUUCAUGAGGAAGAUUUACAACUUUAUUAAUGGACUGGAGAUAUUGCAUUUAAUAGGCACAUAUGAGAAGGUGGAGGAGGAAGAGGAGGAGAUAUACGAGGUGAUCAACGUGCACAAGCUGAAGUCGGCGACGCCCAAUCUGCGAGUCAUCAAUCUCUACGGGAUCAACUUCGUGGACGAUUCGCACAUAGACGCGUUCAGCUCAAACUGCAUACAGCUGGAGUGUUUAGCUGUGAACUACUGCAACAAAGUCACGGGCUCCACAAUGAAGACGCUCUUCCAGAGGUCUCGAAGGCUCACGUGCCUACUCAUGAACGGCUGCAGCCUCCAGUCGGAGCACGUGAUGCAGGUGGAGUGGGAGAAGUCCUCGAUCCAGGAGCUGGACGUGACCGCGACCGACCUCUCCACCGAGUGCCUGAUCGACAUGCUCAGCCGCAUCCCGAACCUCCGCUUCCUCAGCGCCGGCCAGAUCAACGGCUUCAACGACUCGGUGCUCAAGGCCUGGGCCGAGGCGGGCACCGCGCGGAACCUGGUGGCGCUGGACGUGGAGUCGUCGGACAACCUGACGGACGAGGCGCUGCACCGGUUCCUGUCGCGGCACGGCGGCCAGCUGUGGGCGCUGGCGCUGGCCGGCAUGCCCCACAUCACCGACCAGCUCUGGCAGAGCGUGCUGCAGCUGCUCACCAACGCCAAGAUUCUCAUAAUGGGGACACAAGAGAGACUCGGGAUAAAUAUUCACGUGGAUCAGUUGAUGGACGGCAUAGCGAACAGUUGCCCCAACCUGGAGCGGCUGGAGCUGCGCUGGGACCCUGAGAACCUGCGCUUCAGCGACAAGAGCCAGAAGGCCAUCGACAUCCUGCGCGUCAAGUGCCUCAAGCUCAAGUGCCUCGUCCUCAGCGACGGCCGCUACUACGAAAUAGUGAAGGCGAACUUCGAGCGCGCCGACCGCACCACCGUGGUGCGCACUUCGACCAACUGCCGCGUCUCCAACUACUACAUGCUGUCCAACUACAAGGACCUCAUAUUCAAU